GACGCACGCGAUCCGAUUGCAUUUUGUUUCGAUCAAACGACGCGCGCGCAGCCCUCCGUCGUGCUGAGAAAAAAAAAACUUUUUGAUUUUUUUUUCAGCUUCCAAUUUUGAAAAGUGAAGUGGUGUGAAUACUUCUUAGAUUGGACUUAUUUUAAGAGUGAUGAGCAGUAUGAACGGUGUCAAUUCAACACUCGAGAUGUCGUUCGUGGACUCAUACAAAAAUUUCAUGCAAAGAAAUAGCGAUCCCAGGACAGAAUCAUGGCUGCUAGUGUCAGGCCUGGGCCCGCUGCUGACGAUCCUGGCUUCGUACCUGUAUUUCUGUACUUCAGUCGGCCCUCGCUACAUGAGGGACCGCAAACCUUACAACUUGAAGAACAUCAUGAUAGUGUACAACAUCUCGCAAAUACUGCUGAGCAUCUUCUUGGUUUAUGAGGGUUUGGUCUCCGGCUGGUGGAACGACUACAACUUCUCUUGCCAACCAGUGGACUACUCAGACAAUCCAAAGGCCUACAGAAUGGCGGCAGCUGUAUGGUGGUACUACAUGGCGAAAAUCAUUGAGCUGCUCGACACUGUAUUCUUCGUGCUUAGGAAGAAGAACAGGCAGAUUUCCUUCCUUCACCUGUACCACCACUUCAUGAUGCCCAUCUGUGCCUGGAUCGGAGUCAAGUUCUUGCCUGGUGGUCACGGCACUCUUCUCGGUGUGAUCAACUCCUUCAUCCACAUCAUCAUGUACACCUACUACCUGAUCUCUGGUCUUGGACCCCAGUACCAGAAAUUCCUUUGGUGGAAGAGGCACCUUACUACGAUGCAGUUGAUCCAAUUCUGCAUAAUCUUCUACCACAACUUCACCGUGAUGUUCUGUGAUUGCAACUACCCGAAGUUCAUCAACUUCCUCCUCUCUUUGAACGCUGGUCUCUUCUUGUACAUGUUCGGUAACUUCUACUACAGAAACUACGUCAAGAACAAUACUACUACCAACACUGAAAAACCAAAGGAAGUCACAGCGAAUGGCAAGACGAAAGAGUGUUAGCGAAUAUUAUAAAUUAGUAAGAUGUAAUUUAAGCAUAGCUCAGGGAGAUCAGCCGUAAGCUCUGUUGUAAAUAACGCUUGUGAGACAGGAUUAAGUGGUUAGGUUACCAAAUGUACAAUUUCUUUAGAAGCAUUUUUUGGUAGAAUUUGAACGACCUUAUUAGUACCAUUAUGUAUAAGCAAAUGAUGUCUGUAAGUAUAUAAAUGAUGGAUCAAGUUGGUCAUUGCGAUUUUUAAAUAGUAAAAUCUGCUUACAUUAUUGAUACUGAUAAGGUCGGAGAACUGUGCUGCCGUGCUAGCAAAUUAGCAGUAACUCCAUUUUUUUGCUAAAACUAUGAUGAGCUCUAUUUCAGAUGAGCUGACAGGAGUUUUUUAAAGCAAUAUAUUGGAGUUCCUGACGAUAUUGCUAGCACGGCAGUGUAGUGUGGUGGCUCUUCUCUUUGCGCUGUGAUCUAGUUAGUUCAUUUACUUGUAAGAUAUUGUGAUAGUUCUUGUUAUAAGCCUUGGUUAUGACGUGUACAUUUUGUUUAAUAUAGACGCUUCCUUGGUGAUCUGUUCAUUAAUUAUAAAUGCGUGCGAAUAGGUAUAAGUAUAAUAAUAAUUAUAAAUUCUUCUUUGUCGAGAAGAAUGGUAAUUAUAAACUGUUGGAUUGUAAAUUGAAAUGGAAUUACAAUAUAAUUAUGACAAUUGCUGGGUUGUUAAUUGGAAUGGAAUUAUUAUUAUGAACGAGUAUAUCAAGUUGUAAAAUGCCCUUUCUAUUAAUGGAUUUCACAAUUAUUUUUGAGUUCUUUGAAUUGUACAUUUUCAUCGACUAAAAUGUUUUAAAGUUUUUUCGUGAUUUUAUAAAAAUAAUCAUGUGCCAUUUGUGUAUUCUUUUAAGAAAUUAAUCGCAAUUUAUAAUAUUUUAGAAUGAAAUAUGGUCAGUAUAUUUAUUUUAAGGAUCUCUGUCUGUUUUAUUUGUUUGAUACAGGUUUGAAUUUAUGAUACGAUGAUGGUGCAGUACAGAAUUUACACAAUGACGAGUGUCAAGUUUAUUCAUUUAGAGAAGAUUCAGGUUUAGUUGGAAAAUUUUUGUGGUGUUUUUAACUGUGCAAUAUAAGAAAAUCUUUCAUGUUAUAGUAAUUUUGGUUUUUGCGUUUCCACCUGCGUUAAUAAAUUUAACAGUAUGUAGGUACUAUUUUUAUGAAAUUAUUUCAACUAAACAUCUAAAAUCUUAUUUACCUACAAGAAAACAGCAUUGAUACAUUUUAUUAGUAAUCCAUUUUAUGCGUACCUAGCAGAUAUUUAUGAAAGAUUACCUUGAUUAAAAAUAAUGUUCACUGUCCAUCUACAUAUUGUAAGUAAAUGCAAUAUUAAAUGCAGCUAUCAAUAAUUGAAUAUGUAAAUAAUAAUGUGAGAAAUGGACAAUAAAACAAACAUAUCCUACUACCCACACAAACUAAAUAAGACUUGUUAUACAUUAAGAAAAUGAAAUAUAAGGGUAUUUCUAUA
Messenger RNA from Ostrinia furnacalis (Asian corn borer), 2520 nucleotides. RefSeq names its product elongation of very long chain fatty acids protein AAEL008004-like. NCBI's taxonomy places the organism in Eukaryota, Metazoa, Arthropoda, Insecta, Lepidoptera, Crambidae. Gene Ontology annotation, molecular function: fatty acid elongase activity. The transcript has 7 exons. The record is from RefSeq and is a predicted model, not a curated record. Gene Ontology annotation, biological process: sphingolipid biosynthetic process; fatty acid elongation, polyunsaturated fatty acid; very long-chain fatty acid biosynthetic process. Gene Ontology annotation, cellular component: endoplasmic reticulum membrane. The coding region runs from base 161 to 1030 and encodes 289 amino acids.